This is a messenger RNA of Teleopsis dalmanni, 2071 nucleotides long. Its product is annotated as serine/threonine-protein kinase pakD-like. The transcript is spliced from 5 exons. NCBI's taxonomy places the organism in Eukaryota, Metazoa, Arthropoda, Insecta, Diptera, Diopsidae. Bases 151 to 2070 code for a protein of 639 amino acids. The record is from RefSeq and is a predicted model, not a curated record.
UUGAAAACUUUAUAUUUGUAGUUUCCUUUCCGCGCAUUUUGACAAACUUCCGUUUUUGUUGCGUCGCUGGACUUUACGGGAGUGUAGGAGUUUAGUAGAAUUUAAAAAUUAAUUGCAAAUUUGGAAUUAUACUACAAAGUAAUCGUCAAUAUGUUUACUGACAACAUUGAAGACGCUGCAGAUGUGUCGCCUUGUGUUAGGUGCACUAAAUUUGCGUCUUAUGUUUGUCAGAUGUGUGGCGAUUAUUAUUGUUCAGCCGUGUGCCAAAAACUUGAUUGGCCUUCUCAUCGUUAUAUAUGCUGGAAUAUGCCUAAGCUGAUAUUGAAAAAGGCAUUUGAUAAAGAAAUAAUGCCGGUAGAACAUCCAUGGCAAAAACUACGUAGUUGUGUGGAAAAUAAGUGUGCAGAAGAUAAACGUUCUGCUAACAAUUCUUAUAAGUUUAAACAAAGAAAUAUCAAAAAAAGUAGACGCGCCAGAAGAGGCACAAAACAAAGUAGUGAUGUCGACAGAAUUUCUCUACAACGCGAACAGGCAAAUCCGCAACUUCAUAAAACUAAAGGUCAAUAUGGCAAGAUAGAAAAACAACAAUUUAACCAUGAUGGACAGCAAGAUAAUGAUGCUAAAAAACGAUCUAGUCAUGGUAACCAACAUCAAUUCAAACGUGAUGACGAUCAACAACAUGGUGAACAAUUUGAUAAUAAUGAGCCAUAUCGGCAAGCUAACGAUGUCCUAAAAGGGGUAAAUCAACAGAAUUCAGAUAGUGCCUUGAAGGAAAAUCAACAGCACGGCAACUCUGGUAACAAAAGCUCACAAAAUUAUGACGCUUAUGACUUACAAUACACUGACCGUAGCGGUAAGAGUUUAAAAGAUCUUAAAGUUAAUCAGCAACAAGAAAAGAAACAACGUGGUCCGCAGCAAUGUAACGAUGACGUGUCACGUGGUAGUGAUAAAUAUCAACAGCGUAAUUUAGGCGGUCAACAACAACGCAAGUACCUUGGGCAACAACAGCAGAAUAAUGAUGGACAACGUCAACGUAAUAACGGUCAACAACGAGUUGAAGAUGGUCAAGAACCACAUAUUAAUAACAUCCAACAACAGCGCAAUAACGAUGAUCAGCAACAACAACAACAACGUAAUAACAAUGGCCAACAAUUGCGUAAUAACGAUGGUCAACAACAACAACAACGUAAUUAUAAUGGCCAACAGGACCAAAAUAAAAUUGUGACUGAUCAGAUUUUAAAUUCGGUUUCUCAAGAUAAUACCAAUGAUCGCCGUAGUGGAAAUGAAAGCCGUCAGUCGCAUAAUCGCAAAUCUCAACAUGAUAUGCCACAACAGCAACGUCCUGAUAGCCGAAAUAUAUCCAAUUCCAAAAUUCCACAACAGAGCAAUGAAAACCAAAAGCAAAAUCCACAAAAUUAUUCUGAAAGUACACAAAGAAACUACCCUAGCUAUCAGACCAAUCGAGGGCACAAUGAUGCCAGUCAACAAGAGCGUCAAUUUAAUAACACUAAUAGCACUAAUGCUCCCGUUCUCAAACCACCCUUUGAGAUAAAAAAAUUAGAUGAAAAUUGUACUAAUUUUCUGGCGUGUGUAAUUGACACUAGUUGCAUUAGAGAGGGACUUUUUGCCUGUAUUCCUGCCAAAGAUUAUGUUUCUUUUAUUAACAUGCAAAUGUUUUUGACAAAAAUGGACAAAGGUGGACAGCCCUAUAAGCCAGUUUUAAAUGAGUACUGCUUAGCUCUGUUUCAAGAAGAGUGGUAUCGGGCUAAGGUGAUUGGUGCAUAUGGCAAUGAAUUUAAAGUUGAGUACAUAGACUUUAUCAAUCAAGGCUUUGUUAAGAUAGGGGAUAUACGUCGAUAUCCUUUGGGUUUAACUGGUGUUAACUCAACAAGUUUGUGUAAGCUGGCAGGUUUACCUGAUCAACUUAGUUCAAAUCUCGUAGAUAAGUUGGAGGAUAUGGUAGUCGAUUGUCAAAAAUUGUAUGUACAAACAGUUAAAAAGUGUGACAAAUUCUAUGAAGUCGAAUGUCCAGUUUUAUUAAAACAACUCUCCGAAUUAGGUUUUAUUUAAA